Messenger RNA from Lolium rigidum, 1129 nucleotides. Its product is annotated as chlorophyll a-b binding protein CP26, chloroplastic-like. Lineage: Eukaryota; Viridiplantae; Streptophyta; Magnoliopsida; Poales; Poaceae. The coding region runs from base 98 to 952 and encodes 284 amino acids. Gene Ontology annotation, cellular component: plastoglobule; chloroplast thylakoid membrane. Gene Ontology annotation, biological process: photosynthesis, light harvesting in photosystem I; response to light stimulus. The record is from RefSeq and is a predicted model, not a curated record. The transcript is spliced from 6 exons.
CCCUCCACAAACCCCCCAUCACAUCCUCCCUUCUUGCUGAGCUGAGCACGCCCUCUGCCACACGCCCCUUCUCUCACAGAACUUCGGGUCUGAGGCAAUGGCGGCGCUCGCUCCGACGAAGAUGCUCGGCACCCGGCUCAACUUUGCCGGCUCCUCCACCUAUGCCACAGCGGCACCGAAGGCACAAAAGAUCGUCUCUCUCUUUGAUCGCUUCAAGUCGAAGCCUGCCCCAAAGGCGAAGCCCGCUCCCGUGGCCUCUACAGCGGUGGGCAUCGACGAUGAGCUCGCCAAGUGGUACGGCCCUGACAGGAGGAUCUACUUGCCCAAUGGUCUCCUUGACCGGGACGAGGUGCCGGAGUACCUCAAUGGAGAGGUUCCCGGAGACUAUGGCUACGAUCCUUUUGGUCUGGGAAAGAAGCCAGAGGACUUCGCCAAGUACCAGGCCUUUGAGCUCAUCCACGCAAGGUGGGCCAUGCUCGGCGCCGCCGGCUUCAUCAUCCCAGAGGCGUUGAACAAGUACGGCGCAAACUGCGGUCCCGAGGCCGUCUGGUUCAAGACCGGCGCCCUUCUCCUUGAUGGCAACACCCUCAACUACUUCGGCAGUAGCAUUCCCAUCAACCUGAUCGUCGCCGUCGCGGCCGAGGUCGUCCUCGUCGGAGGCGCCGAGUACUACAGGAUCACCAAUGGACUGGACUUCGAUGACAAGCUCCACCCCGGCGGCCCAUUCGACCCUCUCGGCCUCGCCACCGACCCCGACCAGGCGGCGCUGCUCAAGGUGAAGGAGAUCAAGAACGGACGCCUGGCCAUGUUCUCCAUGCUGGGUUUCUUCAUCCAGGCCUACGUCACCGGCCAGGGCCCCUACGAGAACCUGUGCGCGCACCUCAGCGACCCCUUCGGCAACAACCUGCUCACCGUCAUCUCGGGCGCCGCCGAGAGGACGCCCAGCCUGUAAGCUCGCCGUUAAUUGCAAGUUCGUCCGCCGCCAUCGCUUUGUCGAUGAUCAGCUGCAUGCGUGCAAUGCAGCAUGAUGCGCUGUGUUAAUUUUACCGGGAAAAGUAUCAAGAGUACGGAUGUGCCCGUGCGUGUAAAUUAUCAAGGCCAGAAGAAACAUGAUCUUUCUGAUUUCUUA